This is a messenger RNA of Arachis duranensis, 1141 nucleotides long. RefSeq lists its product as uncharacterized. The coding region runs from base 173 to 817 and encodes 214 amino acids. The record is from RefSeq and is a predicted model, not a curated record. NCBI's taxonomy places the organism in Eukaryota, Viridiplantae, Streptophyta, Magnoliopsida, Fabales, Fabaceae. The transcript has 4 exons.
AUUGGUCAAAAAAAUAACACAUUUCUUCCUCUCUAUUCUUUUCUCCCUAAAAUAUAUUGUAAACCUUUUGUUUUUGUAUCUCAAUUCAAUUCACACACACACAUAUAUAUACUCCUUCAUUUUCUCUAAGAAACCCAUAGUUUUGGAAGAAUCUUGGAAAGAAGCAUAAGAGAUGGGUUUUUCAAAAGAAGAGAAAUCAAAGAGGGUAUUGAGGGUUGUGAAGACACUUUUCUUUUUAAUCACAAUGAUUAUGUCAUUGCUUCUCAUCUCUGCUCCCACCAUUCUUGUUAUUGCCGAUGCUCUGCUUCCCUCUGCUCUUCUCUCUGUUUUUUCUUCUUCAUCAUUGUUGUCGCCGCCAUCAUCUAUCAAAACAACUCUGUUUUCUCAUCUUCAGAAUUACGAUUUUCGAUACUCCCUCGUCGAUAUCCCCCUCCUAUCCAUCGCUCGAUCUCUCGUUAUAUUCUGUGUUUAUAGCUUAUGUGAUGGGCCAAGGCUUUCAAAUGGUCCAUAUUUGGGUGUAACAACGGUGUGUUCGGUGUUUUCUUUGAUGCUUGUGUCAUUGAAAGCUGUUUACAUAUUUGGGAGUGGAACAACAGCAGCAACAAAAGAGUAUUAUUAUGUUAGAAGCUCCGAAAUAGCUUUAUUUGUGUGCUCUUAUGUUUUUGCUGUGGGGCAUGUUGUUGUUGCAUACAGAACAAGUUGCAGAGAGAGAAGGAAGCUUUUGGUCUACAAAAUUGACAUUGAAGCUAUUUCAGCUUGUAAAAAUGGGUAUUCUCGGUAUCCAAAGAAGAUUCUUGUAGAAGAGAGAGUCAAAUGAACUUUUGCUAACGUUACUUAGUAAUAGUUAUUUCCAAAUCUAACGUAGAUUUUGCGCCAACAUGGUACCCCAUUUCCUACCAAGGGUAUUAUCAUCCAGAAAAUUCCAAUAGUGACCUUGACACGGAGCACUGAAUAGAGAUCACAUAGGAGGAUUGAUGUAUAUACAUGUAUAGAAUAGAAUAGGGGCACCCUUUUCAUGGUUUUCCAUGCUAAUUCAAUUAAUUUUUAUAGUAAUACCCCGCUUCUGUUCAAGCCUUCAAGGUGCUUGAAUGAUGGGAUGCUUUUAACAUUUUUUUCUCAAAAAAUGAAAAAAAAAAAGAAA